This is a messenger RNA of Momordica charantia (bitter melon), 1273 nucleotides long. RefSeq names its product Polyketide cyclase / dehydrase and lipid transport protein. The record is from RefSeq and is a predicted model, not a curated record. Lineage: Eukaryota; Viridiplantae; Streptophyta; Magnoliopsida; Cucurbitales; Cucurbitaceae.
GUUUGGAAAAAGAAAAUCACCCCGUCUAACUUCGGACUGUGGCCGAGUCAGGAUUUUGACGACUGACGAACCUAAUCUGCUCACUCUAAUACUACGACCAUGCUCUCCUUUCUCAAUUCAUCAGAACCACCGUCCUUUUCUUCUCUCUCCUGCUCCCUUUCCCGUUUAACUUCGAUAUUCCCGGCCAUCGCCCCAGCCGCCGUUUCCUCAGUAGUUAAUUUCAAAGUCGAUCCUUUUCUUUCACGUGUCACCAUCCCCAGCCCCAGCACCAGCACCAGCAACACAAAAUCAAGUAAGUUUUCCUCAGAUAGUGCAGUUAACACUGCUUCUCCUGCCAAACACUUUCGGCCCAGGUUCAAAAAAUAUUCGAAUUUGGAUCCCACGUUCUCAGAUAGGGACGACAAUGGGAAUGAUGAGGAUUACUCUGACGCGUCAGACCCAGAAACGAUAUUUGAGAACGGUGUAAAUAUCAAAAUCGAGAAGCUGGGCAACAACUCUCGUAGAAUUUACUCGAGAAUUGGUAUUGACGCCCCCCUCCAGGCCGUGUGGAACAUCUUGACCGAUUAUGAGAGACUGGCAGAUUUCAUACCUGGACUUGCUCUCAGCCAAAUAGUUUAUAAGACUGACAACCAUGCCCGACUUUUUCAGGUUGGACAGCAAAACUUGGCAUUUGGUUUGAAAUUUAAUGCUAAAGGAACCAUUGAUUGUUAUGAGAAAGAUCUUGAAAGACUUCCUUUCGGUAAAAAGCGAGUUAUCAAAUUCAAGAUGAUCGAAGGAGACUUUGAACUCUUUGAGGGAGAAUGGUCAAUUGAGCAGUUUGAUAAAGAUAGAUGUCAAGAUGAUGAUAACUUGCAAGAACAAGAAACACAUACAACUCUAUACUAUAGUGUUGAUGUAAAGCCCAAACUUCUGUUGCCCGUUCGGCUCCUUGAGGGUAGGCUUUGUGAUGAGAUAAAGGUGAACCUAACGUGCAUUCGAGAAGAAGUACAUAAAGCCAAUUCAACCGCCUGCUAAUAGAUUUCUUCCCUCCGUUUAUAUAAUGUAAGCAUAGCCGCAAUGAAUUUGUAAGAGUUGAUGGUGUAGCUACCUUUGCCAAAUGAACUGAUCCAAAAAUUGACUGUUCUACAAUCAUAUACAACAAUUUUAAAGUUUCCUUUAGUCAAAUUAGUUCCAGCGCAAGUUCUUGCUAAAAGCUACACUGAAUUUGUUGAUGUCCAGCUCAAGCACUUGGAUAAAAUGCUCUCUUCAAUGUUAUACUUGUAAUUUGACUUCA